ACCACCAAAAGACCACCACAUUCUCUCUCUCUCUCUGUGUCUCUGUCUCUGAGAGGAGACGUGGUUACCUUCUAUUGGAUCUACGCCAUUCCGGCGUUAAGCUCUGUUCAACUGCUUCCGGAGCGAGCGCCGAGAGGGUUCUCUUCUCUCGGUGGAUUGGCGUCCAUCAAUCUGGCAAACUUCAGCUUCACCAGGGAGGGUUUGGAGGAAACAUUCAGUGAAGCUUCUGGAGAGAAGCUGCUGGGAUUACAACUCUGGCCUUCGCUGUAGUGGUAUUUUCUGGAGCCAGAGCAGGCGUCGGCCCUUCGCGUUCUGGGCUUCAGUCCUAUAUCGAUUUUGCUCGCUUUCUGGUUUGGUGUCUUCCCAUUGAUUAUGGUUAACGUUUGAUUUGAUCUUGUUGUCUCUGAUGUGAUCUCCACGUAAGAGCAUCUGAUUGAAAGAGUUCGAUAGAGGAAAGUCAGCGGAGAUGUGACCAUCAUUUUGAUAAGAGGGAAGUGUUCGAAUACCAUUCGGUUGAACUUUAGAGAGGAAGUAAGAGAAAUAAGUAUAACUUACACAACUUCACGAGCUUCCCUUCUUAGCUCGGUCACGCCUUCAAGGUAGUGUCUGUAAUAUCGGGUGAUGGCUAAGCUUAACUGCUUUUCCGGGUUCAUGGGGAGGAAGAAGAAGGUUGUUGAGGAAACGACCAUAGUCAAGGAUAAGGCAGUACAAGUGACUCUUGAACAUCCCGUGAAACCAUGUAAGGCUGAUGAGUUGAAAUUGACGACUUUCAGUGUGUCAGUUCCUUUCGGUGUUGAGGAGAAUUCGAAAUGCAAUGUUAGGAUCGUGAGUGAUGAGAGGCCGCUUGUGGUUGAUUCAGCUGAGGUAGCAUAUGAGGGGGAAGACGAGCAUGAAGAGCACGUCUCCAUCAAGAGGGACUUCUCUGAUUUAGAUCUCCAAUCACAUGUAGCUAAUAAUUUGGUCGGAGAAGAAUCUCAUUCAAGCAAGGGAAAGAUGAUAUCUGGCGACCUUGUUUACACCGAUUUGGAUUCUCCAGAGAUUAAAUCUGGAAAUUUUGUGGAAAGGGAUAAUGACAUGAUUCAAAGUGGACAUGUGAGUGAUCCAGGGAUGAGGAAGGCAGAGUUCUGGGGUUCCCCGAUGCUUAAGCGCUCUUGUUCUGGUUUAGAUACAAGGGAGGUGAUGCGAACGCUAGCAGAUCAAUUGCCUCCAUCCAAAUCUCAGUCAUUCAAAGAGCUGCAGGGCUUAUCGCGUGGAGUGAGGGAGGAUAUUAUUCCAGGUAGCCCAGUGUCGGUGAUGACACGCUGCAGCGCUGAUAAAGUAAUGUUGAAAAAGCAUUCGUCUAGCCAGGUUCUUCCUUCAAGAAGUAGGAGAUUGUGGUGGAAGCUGUUCCUCUGGAGCCACAGAAACAUGCAAAAGCCUCAGAAUAAAAAACCAAAGCCAAUUCCUGCUUUGGCCGCUAUCAACCAGCAAGGAGGCUACUCUUCCGACACUAUUGAGCCUAACAGGGCAUUCAAGUUUGGCAAGAUGGAAUCACCAGGAUCAUUUACAGAAGAAUCCAUAAACCAAGUUGAAUAUGAUAAUAAGAAUGAGAAAAAGGGCUGGGAUGGUCUCAGAGGCUCUUCUGGCCUAUGGCCUCAGAACCAAUGGGUCGCCUUCCCCGCAGAAUCAUCAUCGUUCAAAAGAGUAGACGAGUGGGUGAAGGAUCUAUGCAUUGAUACCUCCAUCGUGGAUGAUGAUGCUGAGAACAGUGAUGAGGCUAUCAUUUACCCGCCUUCACCCGAGACUAUCAGAUCUCCGACAAGGAGCGCCGUGCAUUUGCAUAGGCGUCAGGAUAUUAAUCUCUCGGAAGAGAUGCUGCAUGCAAAUAGCGUCAUCCAGACUCUCAAUUCUUCCUCCUCUGUGGCUCAUGUAUCCGGAAUGGGGUUGAAAGUCAUUCCCACCAUGUGUCUUUUCUCUAGUCUCAAGUCCGUCAACUUGUCAGGCAACUGCAUAGUUCGCAUUCCUCCGGGUUCGCUGCCCAAGGGGCUUCAUGUACUCGACUUAUCAAGGAACAAAAUCAAUGCUAUUGAAGGGCUUAGAGAACUGACUAGAUUGCGUACACUUGACCUCAGCUACAACCGCAUCUCUCGAAUUGGACAUGGGCUCUCAAAUUGUACAGUUAUCAAGGAGCUCUAUCUCGCCGGGAACAAGAUCAGCGAUGUGGAGGGUCUUCAUAGGCUGUUGAAGUUAACGGUCUUGGACCUCAGUUUCAACAAAAUAACAACCACAAAAGCUCUCGGCCAGCUCGUGGCUAACUACAGUACAGUGCAAGCUCUGAACCUCUUGGGAAAUCCAAUUCAUAGCAACAUCAGCGAUGACCAACUCCGCAAGGCAAUUUGCAGUCUCCUUCCAAAGCUUGUUUAUCUCAACAAGCAGCCCAUUAAGCAACAGAGGGCGGUAGACGUGCUCACUGAUAGCGUAGCAAAAGCCGCUGCUGGGAGCAGCAGCCGGGGAUCUUAUAGGAAAGCAGCAAAGAGAACGAGCCAAGUCGGGUUGCUCUCCUCCAGAGUCAACAAGAGCAGCGCCGGUGUCGGGAACAAGAGCAAGAACAAGUCAAAGAGCCAUUCUCACCACCAUUCGGCUCACAAAAAUGCAUCGUCUGCACUUGUUUCAACCCACUCACUGAAUCAUUCCCCUUUCCGAGGUGGAUGACUUUUGUUUCUGGAAUGAGCAUGCGAGGUCUCGCCAUGUUUCCAAAAUGCCGCCUUGUGGGUUACUUCGUCACGAUGUCGAGUUUGGUUCAAGAAAAACUAGUACGCUGGACUGUCUGUUUCGCCUGCUUUAGUUAUUGUUUCUCCAGUCUUUCAUGUUUAUGGUGAUCGAUCGAUGUUAUCCGAGUUACUUUGGAACGUCGAAUGUAAACUUGUACUUCAUUGCGCUGAGAAUAAUACGAGGUUCAGUAGAA
This is a messenger RNA of Rhodamnia argentea, 2944 nucleotides long. RefSeq lists its product as uncharacterized. Lineage: Eukaryota; Viridiplantae; Streptophyta; Magnoliopsida; Myrtales; Myrtaceae. Bases 622 to 2691 code for a protein of 689 amino acids. The record is from RefSeq and is a predicted model, not a curated record. Gene Ontology annotation, cellular component: cytoplasm. Gene Ontology annotation, molecular function: protein kinase binding. The transcript is spliced from 5 exons.